Symbiodinium sp. CCMP2592 is the source of this 1695-nucleotide messenger RNA. Lineage: Eukaryota; Dinophyceae; Suessiales; Symbiodiniaceae. The record is from the annotation of a GenBank genome assembly.
AUGUUCUCCAAACCGUCAGUUUCACCCGCCGAAGCUUCCAGUCGUGCCAAUCGUGAUGCUCCCAGGCGCUUUCGUGACAAUGUCGGAGAUCUAUUCUUGUCGGGAGCCGUUCCGGCGAAACGAGCCCGAACGAUUUUCGAGGAUGCCGAUGCCAGUGGUGCAGCUGGUGUUGGAGAUUUAGCCGGUGUGGGGGACACCAGCCAUGUACAUCGAGACUUGCUCCGAAAGUUGAAGAAAGGUAAAAAAUGGAAAUCGGCCAUGGAAUUCACGAUACCAGUGUGGAACAAGAAGCAAUGCACGGCAGGUGAAGGCAAAGUCAAGAUCAUGCUCCCCCAUGAGGUCGUGCAUAGUGUGGCCCAUUGGAACAAAGAAUAUGCUGAGUUCUUUAGUUUCGAGAACCUUCGGCGAGAGUGUGCAGAUCACAUGAAUGCAGCAAAAACCGAACUCGGGCUAGCAGGUGAACAAGUCCUGCCCCUGGCUUUGUGGCUUGAUGGGGUUCCUGUCAAGUAUGAUCGGUCGGAGUCCUUGGAGGUGGUCACUGUGAGCUUUCCACACCUGAGUGGUGACAUCGGCACUUUGAGGCUACCGGUAGCGGCUUUGUACAAAAGCCACAUGGUCAAGGAUGGGUCGACCAUGGAUGCAAUUAUGAAGGUAGUUGCAUGGUCCCUAGGGUCGCUAGCUGAAGGCUUCUUCCCUAAGUAUGGUCCUGAUGGCGAAGAAUUGCAAGGUAAGCGGGGCAAGCUAGCAGGGAAACCACUGGCAUGCAAAGCAGUGCUAUGUGAGGUUCGUGGCGAUUGGGCUGCAUACAAGAGCACCUUUCGGUUGCCCGGGUGGGCCGAAAAGGAAGCCUGUUGCUUUCGGUGCCGAGCCAACAAAACGGACAUCGAUUUUCGUGACUGUUCGUUGGAUGCCCGCUGGAGGCAAUUGCCCAUGACUCAUUGGGAGAUCCUCGCUAGAUUGCACGAAAAGCACGGUAGCAUGCCACCGCUUUUUGCAGCACCAGGCUUUAAGUCCUCCAUCUUUACCAUCGACUGGCUACAUUCCUGUGACCAGGGCGUGUGCGCAGAUUUCAUGGGAAAUCUCAUGUUUGCCAUUUACAGCACACUGCCGGGAUCCGAAAAGGAUAAGCUCUCUACGAUGUUUGCUCAUAUUCAAGCCUACUAUGCUGAGACCGCUGCUGAAAGCAGGCUUGACAAUCUCACCAUAGGCAUGAUUAGAGCCAAGAGCAGCAAGAGCCCCAAACUGAAAGCGAAAGCCGGCGAGUGCCGAGCACUGGUUUCGUGGAUCGCACCAGCUUGCCGUGAUUUUUUGAACCCUGAAAAUCCGGAGCAUGCAGCAAUCGCACAUGCAGGUCGCUACUUGGCACAGUGCUAUGCAUGCUUGAGCGAAGCCAAUUUUCAACAAGAGAAGCUCGCCGUAGCAUGCAGGAAGUUCCUUGUGAUCUACUGUGCUUUAGAAAGCCGGUGCCAGGAUGAUUGCAGAUGGAGGUUUAAGCCCAAGAUGCACAUCUGGCAACACUUGUGUGAGGAGUCCAGAGAUUCCCCUGCUCGAUUUUGGGUUUACCGCGACGAGGAUUUCGGCGGCACUUUGUCUCACAUAGCCACCCGCCGGGGUGGCGCCAACACAGCCCAUGCAAUUUCCGGUAUGGUGCUGGACAUGUUUUAUGCAAAUAAUCAGGUCCCGGUCGUGGCAUGA